Messenger RNA from Hemicordylus capensis (graceful crag lizard), 3292 nucleotides. RefSeq names its product zinc finger protein ZFP2-like. Gene Ontology annotation, cellular component: nucleus. Gene Ontology annotation, molecular function: DNA-binding transcription activator activity, RNA polymerase II-specific; RNA polymerase II cis-regulatory region sequence-specific DNA binding. The transcript has 4 exons. The record is from RefSeq and is a predicted model, not a curated record. The coding region runs from base 1703 to 2896 and encodes 397 amino acids. NCBI's taxonomy places the organism in Eukaryota, Metazoa, Chordata, Lepidosauria, Squamata, Cordylidae. Gene Ontology annotation, biological process: regulation of transcription by RNA polymerase II.
AAGGGAGCAGGCACAGGCAGGCAAGCAGUUGCCCUUGCCCAAGCCAAAUCCUGGUGUUCCCUCCAACCCACCCAGGCAGGCAGCAGCGGGGUGGGGGGCGCUCUCUCCAACCUAUCCAGGCAGGCAGCAGCUUCUCCAGGGGCUUCGGUCAAGAAGGGACUCAGACCACGGUGCUGGGUAGUGGGGUAGAAUGCUGCCUGCCGAGUCCGACCCCGUCUCCAGGAUACUGUCAGCAUGGGUAGCCUUCUCCUACCGAAGUGAUGCUGGAGAGAACUCGCGGCGAGUUACUCGCCUGUUGUCCGUUACGGUCAGAUCGCUUGAACUGAUUGUUUUUAAAUAAUGGAAGCCUUUUAAAAGAAAUUGAGAAGCCGCAUCCCCUCUUUCCAGAGCAGGCUGCAGAAGCCGGAGUAGCCAGGCAGCAGGGCAUGGCUUUUGGGUUAGAGGUGGAGAGAAAAGGAGCUAGCACUUGCCUGCACCGAGUGGACUAGAAGACCGCUGAGGCCCCUUCUGUGGGUCUGGGAUUCUAUGGCCUGUCCUGCCCCCCACCUGAAAACCCAGGUGCUAAUGUGUUUGGUGCUGCUCGUGUGUUUUGACUCUAGUCUAAAUGUUGGCGACCCGCCACAGCUCAGCAGUCCUGCCCCUGAUCGGAAGGCCGAAGGCCCUCACAGGUUCCAUCCCUGGCACACGCGGCUUCUCCGGGGAAAGAACCCGCCUGAAGCUCUGAGGAGCUGAGCUGCUGCCAGUCGGUGCUGACUUCCGUGGUGGUGGAGGAAGGGUCGGGCUCAGCAGGCAGCAUUCCAUACCACCAGCCAGCACCGUGGAAAUAGCAGGGUAGGGUCCCUUCUUAGCCGAGUCCCCUGCAGAAGCAGCCGGGGGGGGGUGGGGUUGGAGGAUCCGACUUGGGUAAGGGAAACUGCCUGCUUGCUUGCCGCAAGUUGCCUGCACUCUUUUUCUCUCUUCCUCUUUGGGCAGGCCGAGGCUGCCGCCGCAUUGAGUGAGAAGAGCUUCCUGAUCCCGCGCGCCUGCGCAGAGGAGCCUAGUGGGAGGGGGAGGAGUCCGGCGCCAUCUUGGAGGCGCCGCUUGUUCUCCUUUUCCAUCCCGGCGGCGGUUCCCCGCCGGCCUUCCGUGAAGCCCCGGACCCGUAACGGAGAAGAAGAGGGGAGGUUUCGGCGAUGGGCCGAGGCUGCCGCCGCAUUGAGUGAGAAGAGCUUCCUGAUCCCGCGCGCCUGCGCAGAGGAGCCUAGUGGGAGGGGGAGGAGUCCGGCGCCAUCUUGGAGGCGCCGCUUGUUCUCCUUUUCCAUCCCGGCGGCGGUUCCCCGCCGGCCUUCCGUGAAGCCCCGGACCCGUAACGGAGAAGAAGAGGGGAGGUUUCGGCGAUGGCAAGCCUAGAGGGUUUCGAGUCCACAUCAAGGAAGAAAACAAGGCCUGGCUGAUUUGCAGCAGGUGACGGCUAGGAGAGUGAGGAGGAAGGAAGGCCCCACCCAUGACUGUGCAGAGGGAUCAGACGGGAAAAGAGGGAACAACAGAAGGAAAACCUUAAGCAAAGGAGAAGAACAAGAAGGGACCUUCUGCUUCCCAGCAGGGUGGCAUCUAUAAAACAAUAAUCUGAAAAAUAUCAGGGGAAAGAAGUCCCUGCCCUGAGAGUAGCAAAAUCUUCCAUUCCGAACCAAGCUUUCAGUGAGAAAGUGAACACAAGUGAGAAAUGAACACAAGGGGGAAACCGCAUAAAUGCUUGGAGUGUGGAAAGAGCUUCAGUGCGAGUUCCCACCUCACUUCACAUCAAAGAACCCACACUGGAGAGAGACCAUAUAAAUGCUUGGAAUGUGGAAAAAGCUUCACUGUAAAUUCCUCCCUCAUUUCACAUCAAAGAACACAUUCUGGAGAGAAACCACAUCAGUGCUUGGAGUGUGGAAAGAGCUUCAUUGACAGUGGAAAUCUUACCAAACAUCAAAGAAUACACACAGGUGAGAAACCAUAUGAAUGUUUGGAGUGUGGGAAAAGCUUCAGGGUGAGUUCCCACCUUACUUCACAUCAAAGAACCCACACUGGAGAGAAAAUAUAUCAGUGCUUGGAGUGUGGAAAGAGCUUCAGCAGGAGUGGAACUCUCACUAUACAUCAAAGAACCCACAGUGCAGAGAAACCUUAUAAAUGCUUAGAUUGUGGGAAGAGCUUCAUUGUGAGUUACUGCCUCACUUUACAUCAAAGAACCCACACUGGAGAGAAACCGUAUCUAUGCUUUGAAUGUGGAAAGAGUUUCAGUGACAGUGGAUCACUUACUGUGCAUCGAAGAAUCCACACUGGAGAGAAACCAUAUCACUGCUUGAAGUGUGGAAAGAGCUUCAGUGACAAUGGAUCACUUAUUGUACAUCAAAGAAUCCAUACUGGAGAGAAACCUUAUAAAUGCUUAGAGUGUGGAAAGAACUUCAGUGUAAGUUCCUCCCUCACUUCACACCAGAGAACCCAUUCUGGAGAGAAACCAUAUCAGUGCUUGGAGUGUGGAAAGAGCUUCACUGACCGUGGAAAACUUAGCAGACAUCAAAGAACCCACACUGGAGAGAAACCAUAUCACUGCUUGGAGUGUGGAAAGAGCUUUACUGAUAGUGGAUCCCUUACUGUUCAUCAAAGAAUACACACUGGAGAGAAACCAUAUAAAUGCUUGGAGUGUGAUAAGCGAUUCAGUGACAGUGCAAAACUUAACAAACAUCAAAGAACUCACACUGGUGAGAAACCAUAUCACUGCCUGGAGUGUGGAAAGCGCUUCAGUAGCAAUGGAUCACUUACUGUGCAUCAAAGGACCCACACUGGAGAUACACCAUAUCAGUGCUUGGAGUGUGGAAAGAGCUUCAGUGGGAGUGACUACCUCAAUUUACAUCAAAUGACUCACACUGGAGAGUAACCUUUUAAAUGCUUGGAGUGUGGAAAGAGCUUCAGCACCAGUGGAAAUUUUAAUCGGCAUCAAAGAACCCACACUGUGUAGAAACUACAUCCGUGCUCAGAGAGUGGAAAGAGCUUCAGCCAGAACGGGAAUCCAACUAAACGUCAAAGUACCCACAGUGGAAAUGGGGAUUUCUGUUUUAGAAUUUCAAUUGGAAGUAAAGAAACCAUUUGCAAUUUGAAAGAUUUCAUUUUAAACAUUAGCCAUUUUAUUUUAUAAUGGCCAUAUAUGGUAAGCUUGAAUCAUAGUACAUUUGAAUCUGAAAGGAUCUUCUGCUUUCUGGGGGCAUCAUGUUGUUUUAGAUGUAUCCUUGAGUGAUUAAAACCCCUUGAGAGCAAUAAAAGUGAAAAGGAUUAA